CAGCGACGACUCCUCCCGCUAAGGAAGAAGAGAAUUGCUUCCAGUUGUCUCUCGCUCUUCGUGUCCUAGGGUUAGGGUUUCGGGAAAUGGAGAAUUCGGAUGGCGUGGCCGGCGAAGGGGCGACGGCGACGGGCGCUUUGGAAUGGGGAGGCCUGCUGGAUUUCACCAUCUACGACGACAGCCCGCUCUUCCUCCCCUGGGGUGGCCCAGAGGACCGCCCCCAAGACGUGGAGGUGGCGGCAGCGGAGCCUCCACUCCCUCCGCCUCGUGCGGUCGGCAGCGUGGAUCGCGUCCGGAAGCGGGACGUGGGGCUGGUCUGCUCGAAUUACUUGGAGGGUCGGAUCCCUUGCUCGUGCUGGGAGGCGGAGGAGACGGCGCAGGAGGAGGGGGAGGGGCAGGAGGUGGCGAUGGAGGGAGUGGAGAGUAGUAAGGGAAAGAAGCGGGCGAGGAUGGGGGGGCCGCCGAUAGGGCCUCUUCGGUGUCAGGUGCCGGGGUGCGAGGCCGACAUCGGCGAGCUCAAGGGGUACCACCAGCGCCACCGGGUGUGUCUCCGGUGUGCGUAUGCUCCUUCAGUGUUUCUUGAUGGGGAGACCAAGCGGUACUGCCAACAGUGUGGCAAGUUCCACAUAUUGACAGAUUUUGAUGAGGGUAAGCGUAGCUGUAGGAGAAAAUUAGAGCGGCACAACAAACGAAGGCGGAGAAGACCUACCGAUCUUAUAAAUAUUGUGGAAAAGGAUAGGGAACAUCAAGGAGACAUUUUGGAAGAUAAUAAUUGUGUUGGUAAACCUAGAAAAGAGACAUUAGAUGGAUUUGCAUGUGGUACAGUUGAGACAUCUGUAAGCAACAAACUGAGGGAGAGAGAAACACUAUUAGAAUCUGAAGAUGGGCAUGGUUCUCCAUUUCAUUCUCUUAGUAGUUUCAAUAAUGUUCAUAGCAACAGCAUCAUGUCUUUCGUUGCAUCAGAUGAAGCCCAGAGAGAAGAAAAAAUUGAUAAUUCUAAAUCUGGCCUUUCUUCAACAUUUUGUGACAAUAAGAGUGCUUAUUCAUCUGCGUGUCCGACAGGUCGUAUAUCAUUCAAGCUUUAUGACUGGAACCCCGCAGAUUUUCCUAGACCACUUCGCCACCAAAUAUUUCAAUGGCUGGCAAGUAUGCCUGUUGAGUUGGAGGGUUAUAUCCGUCCUGGAUGUACCUUGUUGACUGUAUUUAUUGCAAUGCCACAGUUCAUGUGGGAGAAGCUGUCUCAGGAUGCAGCUCGCUGUGUAAAAGACUUGGUAUGUGCACCUGAAAGUUUGUUUUUGGGAAGAGGCAACAUUCAUAUUUACCUAAAUAACAUCAUUAUUCAAGUUUUAGAAGAUGGGACAUUGUUAAAUAGCAUCAGGAUGGAGGUGCAAGUUCCAUGGCUUCAUUAUGUGUAUCCUACUUUUUUCGAGGCUGGCAAACCUAUGGAAUUCGUAGCCUGUGGCAGUUAUCUUGACCAGCCUAAAUUCCGAUUUCUUGUGUCUUUUGCUGGAAAGUAUCUUUCAUUAAAGUCCUGUCAUGCCAUCUGUCAUAAGAUCACCGAAUGCAAUGAAAAUGGGGUGGGCUCUAUUUCAAGCAUUGAGCAUGAAGUGUUCAGGAUAAAUAUAACUCAGACAGAUUCAGAAAUUUUUGGCCCUGCAUUUAUUGAGGUAGAAAAUGAAUCUGGAACAUCCAACUUCGUGCCCAUCCUCUUUGGAAACAAGCACAUAUGUUCUAAGUUAAAGAGGAUGCAUGGAGCGUUCUUUGAAUCUCUCUGCACAGACAGCAUCAUCUCUCAGACCACUGAUACUGUUGCAAAUCCAGGCUUUUGCAAGGCUCUUGUGUUAAAGCAAAAUUCAAUAUCUGAACUACUUUUGGAUAUUGCAUGGUUGCUUAAGGAACCUCGGUUAGAGGAAACAGAAACACUCUUGAGUUCAACAAAUAUUCAUAGAUUAACUUGUUUAUUAAAAUUUUUAAUACAGAACAAGGCUUUCAUUUUGUUGGAAGAGAUACUGCGUUAUCUGGAUGCAAUUGACUGGGAAGGCUUAAACAGCAGAGUAGAUAAAGCUUUAGAUGCUGAUUCGAGGCUUUUCUUGAACUAUAUAAACCAUGCAAGAGAAAUUCUGCAUCACAGAAUUCCACAUGAUGAGAAAUCAGAGUUAGAUCCACUGGACUCCCUUUCUAGAGCCUCCAUGCCACAAAGCUAUGCGAUGAAUGAUGGGAAUAAUAGAAUGUCUUGUUUGAACCAAAGGUUGCUGGUUCGGUCCUUGUUACCCAUUACAAUAGUGAGCGUAUUUCAGGGAAGUUGAACUUAGCUUAUCAAAUUUAUAAAAUAAUUAGAGAAGUCAAAGUGCAUGUUUUUUCAUGCUGCUCCUGUGCUUCUGUGUGAGAUUUUUCAGUUAUUGUUCCUUCUAUUCCCAUAUUUUUUACUUGUUUUGAGCCUUGACAUCUUUUUUUCAGCCUUUAGGUGGACUGAAGCUGCUUGUACAAUGAGUAGGUAUAGGAGCACAUAGGGGGUGGUUUGCAUUAAAUUAGGACGCCUGCUUAGGAAGUGAAAAUAUAUUGCUAUUAAAUCUUGUAAAAAGGUUAGUAACUGGUUUUCAUGUUCUAUUAGAUAUGAACAAAACAUAAACAGCGUAAUGGUAAUUAAACCAUAAUCAGCUCUAAUUCUUAGUGGCUGUAGUAUACUAGUAUUAAUUGCUUGGUUGAAAAGGAAGUUGUUAUUUGGAAUCAUCUUUAAGCAGGAGAAGGAUUGCAAAGCAGUAGAAUAUUUGGCUGCUAAUCUGGAUACUUGAAAAAGAAAAAAAAAGUAUAAUUCUUUUUAGACUUAAUAAGGUUCAUAUAUUGGGAUAUGAAGUGUAUUUACUUGAGAGAGUGGAGGACUAGGGUAUCAUGUUUUCUGCAUUUAAGAUGCAAGGUGAAAAUGGUGGUGGACGUUUGUGUAUAAAGCACAUCUAUGUUUGAUGUAGCAUAGGAACUCGGGACUCCAGGAAAGAUGAGGGGGCAAAAUAUGUCUUUAAUAUUAUAGUGUGGAGGUGGAGUUAGGUUAUGAUCUGCCAUUUCUAUACGCAUAUCUUUCAGCUAAAAGUUAAUAUCUAUUCAAAUACUAGCCCAAAAGAAACUACACAAGACUAUGCAAGAUAUAUCUAUUAUAUGCAGAUAUACACAGAGGUAAACAACAUUUUCCUUAAUCUAACUUGCUUUUGUUGGUAUUCUAAUUGGUAUGUGUCUAGAAUCUCAAAACAUGAUUUACUUAUUUACCCAAAUCCCACUUUCUAAAUCUAACCAAAAACUUCAGUUCUUCCACAAAUCUAUGAAUUAGUACUUUGACUGAAGCUGGAUUGAUUAAUUUAUACUGUAAGAAGGUUUUCUUCAAAUAAUUGUAUAUAAAAAUGAAUUUGAAUAAUAACCUAAACUGAACAAAUAAGAUUAGUCAACAAUUGAUAUGUUGUCAUGUUGCCUACAUGCCCUACGAAUGACAACAUGCUUGCAAAUACUGCCGUUUCCUUUUUUUGAUCAAAUUCUGGAACUAGUUGGCUGUUUGGCUUUGAACCAUUAAGCUAAAGAUUUUGGUAGAAUGCUUCACUAAAGGAGCAAUACAAGACAAUCUCAUUGAACCCAGACCCACCAAACUGAGAUGUGCAAGUAAUUACCGGGAUCUGUGAUGCAGCAAGGGUCAUAUCCGGCAGUAAAUCAUUGACAAGUUGGAUAAAAAAUUGUGCAGAACCGGUCAUUAAAAAAAAAAAAAUGUAUUGCACAUAUAUUCGAAUUAUUAUAAUUCUGCUGAGAUGUUUGGCAUUAUCUGUUAGUCUCUAAUCUAAAUCUGCUUGUUUUUUUGUCAGAGCGGUGGCUUGACAUUAUUAGGCCUUUGAAUCACCAUACUAUAGUAACUUCAAAACCAAUGCCUUUUUGUG
This is a messenger RNA of Phoenix dactylifera (date palm), 3911 nucleotides long. RefSeq names its product squamosa promoter-binding-like protein 9. The record is from RefSeq and is a predicted model, not a curated record. NCBI's taxonomy places the organism in Eukaryota, Viridiplantae, Streptophyta, Magnoliopsida, Arecales, Arecaceae. Gene Ontology annotation, molecular function: DNA binding. Gene Ontology annotation, cellular component: nucleus.